Ipomoea triloba (trilobed morning glory) is the source of this 1660-nucleotide messenger RNA. Its product is annotated as high mobility group B protein 6-like. The transcript is spliced from 8 exons. Gene Ontology annotation, molecular function: DNA binding. NCBI's taxonomy places the organism in Eukaryota, Viridiplantae, Streptophyta, Magnoliopsida, Solanales, Convolvulaceae. The record is from RefSeq and is a predicted model, not a curated record. Bases 51 to 1502 code for a protein of 483 amino acids.
CUAGCCGUUUCUUUUGCAUUUCAAACUCCCUUUUUCCCAGAGAAAAAACCAUGGCCGCCGUUGCAGAAAUGCCCAUUGCCAUCCCAGCGAAGAAACCGAGAUCCAGAAAGCCAUUGAAGCAGAAAAACGCUUCACCAAGCGAGGCUGCCGACGUUCCUCUCCCGGUGGCGGUAGAAGAGUCCGCCGGGAAAGAGAACCAUGGAAGUCUAUCUCAGAAGAAAUCCAAGAGAGGGGCCUCGAAGGCGAAAAAGCAGACCGAGGAAUCGUCGUCGUUCGAGAAGGAACUCCAGGAAAUGCAGGACAGGCUCCAGAGACUGAAGAUUGAGAAGGAACAGACUGAGGAACUGUUGAAGGCCAGGGAGGAAAUGCUGAAGCAGAAAGAGGAAGAGCUUCAAGUCCGCGGCAAAGAACAGGAGAAACUUCAAUUGGAACUCAAGAAAUUGCAGAAGAUCAAGGAAUUCAAACCCACUCUGAAUUUCCCAAUUCUGAAAACCCUAGGAGAGAAAGAAAAAGAGAAGAAAGGCACGAAAAGGCCGGCAGCACCUUAUCUGUUAUGGUGCAAAGACCAGUGGAAUGAGGUAAAGAAAGCGAACCCAGAUGCGGAGUUCAAGGAGAUAACAAAUCAGCUUGGGGCAAAAUGGAAGACGCUCACCCCGGAAGACAAGAAGCCGUACGAGGAAAAGUACCAGGCGGAGAAAGAAGAAUACUUGAAGGCUGUCGGAAAUGAGAAGCGUGAAAGAGAAGCAAUGAGGCUCUUGGAGGAGGAGCACAAGCAGAAGACAGCCAUGGAAUUGCUCCAGCAAUUCAUCCACUUUCAGCAAGAAACAACAGCCAACGAAAACAACAAGAAGAAAAAGAAGGAGAAAGAUCCAUUGAAACCAAAGCAACCAUUAUCGGCUUUUUUCGUGUUCACCAAUGAGCGGCGUGCUGCUUUGCUUGCUGAGAACAAGAAUGUGAAAGAGGUGGCAAAGAUCACAGGUGAAGAAUGGAAGAACAUGACUGAUGACCAGAAAGCACCCUAUGAAGAAAUUGCAGCAAAGAACAAGGAACAGUAUGGUCAAGAAAUGGAGGUUUACAGAAAGAUGAAGGAAGAAGAAGCUGCCAGCCACAAGAAGGAAGAGGAGGAGAUGAUCAAGCUCAAGAAGCAGGAAGCUAUGCAAUUGCUAAAGAAGAAGGAGAAGACAGAAAAUCUCAUUAAGAAAACAAAAGAGAAUCAAAGAAAGAAACAGAAGGAAGAGAAGAAUGUAGAUCCCAACAGGCCAAAGAAGCCAGCUUCCUCAUUCCUUCUGUUCAGCAAGGAGGAAAGGAAGAGGAUAGUGGAAGAGAAGCCUGGAACCAACAAUACAACAGUUAAUGCUCUCAUUUCUCUCAAAUGGAAGGAGCUGAGUGAAGAAGAGAAACAAGUUUGGAACAGCAAAGCUGCUGAGGCCAUGGAGGCAUACAAGAAGGAAUUGGAGGAAUACAAUAAAUCUGCAGUAGAGUAUCAGAACAGCAAGAAAUGAACAAUUUCAGCCCCCAAUCUACUAUGAUGUUCAAUUUGUUUGUGUUGAACAUUAGAAAUGAAUGCUUACUCUUUCUUAAUUGUAGUAGUUGUAAUGUGUUUAUUUGACUUCACUUUUAGUUAGUGUACUAGCAAUGGAAGAAUUAAUUCUCUUUGAAA